UGAAAGAGUUCGGCGUUUCGAAGAAAAAAGAAGAGAACACCGAUCUGAGUUCAUUUUUCAUUUUUGACUCUCUAAAUUCCUAUAAUAGGUGUAUGAUUCACAUCGAUUCUUUAAGAAGAGGGUCAGUCUUCUGACAGGAGAGGUAGGGACUACACAACCUCCAGGAUCUGAUACUAAACUUUUAGUAGCUCUCUUACAAGCGAAGAAUCUAGUAUUCCUAGUACACCUGUGGAGAACCAGGGGGAACUACAACAGAAGUCAAUACUAAAACAAAGUCCAAAACCAACAGUUAGGCAAACGGGACCCCAGUCUGGAUAAAUUGAAGACAGAAGUUGUAAAGCUAAACAGAAACUGCUGAAUUUGAGAAAAGAAAAAAGUACUGGAGUUCCAGAAAAACAAACUAAGGAAGAAGUUAUUAUAGACAUACCAAAAAAGAAAGAUUCCAUUGUGAUUGAAAAAGCAAUUAAAAAACCUAUAGAGUAUACUAGCACAGAAAACAUUGCUAAAAACAUCAUUAGUAAUCACACAAAAAUAGACCAACCCCCUCAAAGACUUAAAUCAAUUAAAAAACAGUCAGCUAUUGAACCCUCUACUGAGCAUUUUAGCUCAAAUAUACAACAGACUCCAACUAAUGUAUUAGAAACAUCAGAUAUCCCUUAUAUCCCUUAUAUGUCAACAGAACCAAAUAUGUCUGGGACAAUAUAUGAUUCAUAUUGGUCAAGAUGGGAGCGGCUCCGAGAAAAAUUGCUGAUGCGAGAUUUAAAUAGCCGAUUUGGGGACUAUUGCAAUCGUGUGAAGGAACUGAAGCACCAGUAUGAUACACCAGAUUCUAUGCCAUUCUUGGCAUCAAUAAAGAUCUUAGAAGAUGAAGUUCUUUUGCUAAGGAAAAGUUAUGAACAUGAAAUAGAUAAUAUCAGGAGAGAACUUGAUGAUUUUGUACGCCUCAAAAAUUUCUAUGCUGCAGAGAGUGACAAGAAUCACAGAUCAGCUGUAGAUCUCCAAGAUAGAUUGUAUUGGGAAAAUGACAGAAACAAACGUGCCAAUGAUGAGGUAAAUGUUCUCAGCCGUAACGUCGCCCAGAGAGACCAGGAGCUCCAUGAUGCGAAGAUGGCGAUACGGGCGCCCAUGGAAGAAUUAGCCCAGACAAAACGUUUGGCGGAUGAAUAUUCUCGACAGAAUGGUGAUCUCAAAUAUAGGUAUGAAGCUGAGCAGAGGCAACGUCUUGAUGCAGAGGAUAGGUGUCACCACUUGAAACAGAAAAUUGAUUUCGAUACGAAUAUGCACGCUAAAGAAAUCCAAGAACUCAAGGACAGACUCAACCAAUCAGCAACUACUAUUCUUCAUCUAGAAUCAAAGAUCCGUCAACUCAGUGUCCCGGAUACUACGACACCAGAGGUUAUCCAGCGUGUACGGGACACAGCCGAGGCAGAAAUACGACGUUACCAGACUGAGUCUGAGGAAGUGUUUAACAGAAAUAUGACCCAGGUACAGCAUCAGAUGUUGGAAGAUAAUCGCAAGAUAGAAAACCUGACAACAGAUAAUGCUCGUCAUAUGGGAGAAAUUGACACUCUGCAGGCUCAGAUAAGAGGACUACAACGUGAGAUUCAAGUUCUCGAUCAUCAAAAAGGUGGCCUUGAAACUGCUCUGAACAAUGAGCGAAUUAGAGCGCAGGAAAAUGUGCGUUCGCUGCAAAACAAGAUGCAAAGUCUGCAGCAGAUGCUACUGGACAAGAUGCGAGAGGUGAAUGUGGCUAAAGAUGCACAGGUUCCAAUGAAAACUGAGAUAGAAUCUUACAGAGCCAUUCUCGAAGCCGAAGAAAGAAGACUUGGUUUGCCAUGGCUUCCACCCCCUCAUCCCCCCAUUGCUCCACUCCCCCCAGUGACCUCCAGUCCCGCUGUCCUAGCUGCUCUGACGUCUCCCAGACUCAUACCGUCCCCACCCCUCAGAAUUCCCCUUGCCUCUCCCCCUGUCAAGACACUAACAAAUGUCAAUAUAAAUGACCUCCCUAUGCCCCCCAAACCUCUCCGUCCUGCCCCACAGAAAACAAGUUAUAUCGUAGGGCCUGUCCCACAAUCAGAAUCCCCACGCGGACCGAGUCCCAUAUUAGAUCCAGUUCAAAGAAGUUCUGUUGAGAGGCCAAGUGAUCGUGCGAAAUCUGCACCUGGGGGCCAAAGAUCCCUCCCAGUAGUACCCACAAAUCUAGGCCAAGGCAAAGAUUAUUUUGAUGAGAUGUUUAAUGACCUUAAGAGAACUACGUUAAAGCGACCACAAAGUAGUCCCGCUGAGCGUCCAGAAACCUCCACAUCACAUGACUACACAACUGCGACAUCUAGUGCCACAGGGAACAUGAAGAUCCUAGAAGUGAACCGAGAUGGCCAGUAUAUAAGACUGCUGAAUGACUCAGAGGAGAAGGAUUAUGAGAUUGGAGGCUUCAUGCUUCAGCAGAAUGUAGGUGGUCACCCUGUUGCAGUGUACCGUUUCCCUCCACGUGUCACAUUCAAAGCCAACACGACAACAACUGUGUAUUCCGGGACCAACGACCCCAUCCUCCACCAACCGCCCGAGUCUUUCGUCUGGAAGGAGCAAGAGAAGUGGGGCACAGGGGCAGAGUGUACAACUAUCCUCUGCAAGCCUAAUGGUCAGGCAAUUGCAUGGACGACAGCAGCUCAUAGGUUCGCUAAUGAUGCAUAUGAGAUGGAUAGCCAACCAGGAACAUCUACUAAGAUCACUGACGAUGUCGCACCAGACACCUUUGAAAAUCAAGAGCCAGACCAAGAGUAUCGUCAUACUGGAGACGUUUAUGAGGGAAGACCAGGGGAAUACGAAGGUGACCUCACAGAGAUCAACACUGGACAAAUCAAUCAACCUAAACCUGAACCUGUAUAUUUAAAGAGAGAGAAAGCCCAGCCUCCGAGUUUAUCACCCCCAAAGCACCCCUAUGGCCAGGCUCCUCCCUUCUCCACCCAUCCCCACUCAAGUACCCAAAGGCCCUACACCAUGGGUAAUGACAACAGUAGCGUCAAUAGGCAGUCUCGCUCACAGACAACUCGACCAGAUCCCAUCCAAGGCCAACCCUACGCUGGCGCAUCUGGAGCAAGAAUGGGCAGUGCAUCACUUAGACGCCCCCCUCCCAUGAAAGAGACCCGAAGUGGAAAUGUGGCAAAUAAAUCGGCGGGGACAAUUCGCUAUGGGUACCCCACCCCGUUCCUGUCCCCCUACCAGCAGGACUUUUCUGAGCGCUACGACAGUGGAAGAACAUCAAUAGCUCCACAAUCCCAAAUCCCGUCACAUCUACGCCCCCAAGUCAUUUCAUGAAGCCCCACACAAAGUUUGCUGAAGGACUGAAGCAGAUUCAAUCACAGUAUGACACAGAGCAUAACCCUCCAAUGCCUAGACCACCACUGUUCUCAACCUGGUAGAAUAUGGACUUAACCCUCUAAUGCUGAGACCAGACCAUGUCUCUUUUUAACUAAUAGAGACUAAUAGAAUAUGGACUUAACCUACUGCACAACAAUGUUGACCUAUAUAGGUGUACAGAAGCACGGCCUUAGGAAGAUACUUUUUGGCCGUAUCAUAGGUGACAUAGACUUUAUACUGAGCAAUAGCUGUGUCAUACAUGCACUCCUACAUAGAUGUUCAUCACUGGUGACAUCAAGAUAAUUUUUAUAGUGCUUAGAUGUAAGAUGUAACAAAUAAGGUAAUUUAAAGGUUAGAGACCCUGAAGCAGGGUUGUGUCACAAAGUGGCUCUAAAGGAAUUAUAAGCACUGUAGAUUAUUUUACAAUUUGUUUCUUGCAUGUUUGAAGAUCUCGUGUAGUGAGGGGGGCAGUGAUCCCAGAUCAUUGAAUGUGAUAAACAUUAUGACUUCAAGGACUUGGUUCCAUUUUUUAAAACAAACUAUCUUGUCUGAGAGAAGAUUCCCUUUGCUAUGGAGGAUUCAAUUCAAUUCAAUUCAACGAAGGACAUCCUUUAAUUUCUGACAUUGCCUUGAUAUAUUGACGAAAAGUGUCAUACAUGUUAAUAUAUUAAGCAUCAAAUAAUAAGUUUGUUUUAAAUCGGUGGGCAACUUACUGGCUGAAAUAUAAGUACGACUUUUAGUAUUUUGAAAUCAAAUACUCAGUAUUACGUGGCUGUAGUGUCUUGUUAAUAGUGCCUUUAUUUAACAAUGAUGCAUGAUAAACUGAUAUUAAAUGAUGAAAUGUAGUCAAUGAUUUCUUGUGAUAUGUAAAAAAUAAAGUGCCCUAGAAAAAUGCAUUUCAGGAGGCACAACCUAUUAAGGAGUUAUUUAAUAACAUAAAUUAUGGAGUUUUACUGGUUUUCUUCACAAAAUGAUAUUUUCUUUGGCACAUUUUCUGUAUUUACAUUGGGCAUUACUUUUUAAAUUUUUGUAAAUUUUUUAUUAAAGAUAUUUCAUAAGAUAUAACUGUUUGCCAAAAUCAUUGAAAAUGUGGACUUCAGGUUGAAUUGAUGUGAGACAUAUCAUGCUCAAAUAUUUUUGCUAAUAUUAGUAGGGCUAAUGUCUUUGUUAAGAGUAUGUAUUAAUACAUCCAUAUGUAUUGCUUUUUUUCUAUAAACAAGUAUAAAGUGUCACUGACUGAUUCCGUCCAAGUAUUAAACAUAAUGUCAUUUUUAUUACUUUUGUGAUAAACUUUAUUCUGAUUUUUAUAAGGCGAAUAACUGAACAUUAUCGGUUCUGUAAAUAGUGUAAAAAUUUGUAAAAAAAAUAAGCAAAUAAAACUUCAUAGAUGAAAU
Molecule: messenger RNA, 4751 nt
Organism: Owenia fusiformis
Lineage: Eukaryota; Metazoa; Annelida; Polychaeta; Sabellida; Oweniidae
Source: the annotation of a GenBank genome assembly